AUGCUUUGUUACAGUUGGCUCAACUUUGUUCGAACAUCUAAUCAAUGAAGUUUACUAUUUUAUUGAACUUAUCCCCUUUUUUUUCAGAUUCUCAGUGAAGAAUGUAUAAUAUCGUUGCGCACAAUUGGAGUGAAUAGAGUGAAGUUACAAAUAGGUUCUGUUUCAAAGCGGAGUCCUCAACCGGAAUUUUUUUUUAGGAAAAGGAAUAUUCAACAGCGACGUUCGCAAUCGUGUCUUCAAUGGCGUCGUAGCCGAUGAAGGUUCCGGCGUCAGUUACGACCUUCCUGUCGAAUACUACCGUUACAAGCCGAGUAUAAGAGAAGAUAUCGAGAAUUCGCUGGUAAGAGAUAUUAUGAAAAUUACCGUGUGACCAGAAUUUUUCAGGUGGUUGUCGGUCAUUGCGGAGCCGGGACUUGUCUGGAAGUUCUUCGACUGGGCAAGCCUUUCAUUGCUGUUAUCAACGACACGCUGAUGAACAAUCAUCAGGUGAAUUUUUCGGAACUUUCAGUUUUUAAGCGUCUUUUUGUCUCUUUAUUGCAAUGAAAAAAAUCAAUUAAAUGAAAGAGCAAACGUCUUGAAACAAUGUUUAUCGAAAUUUUUCUUACAAUUUUUAUUUUCAAGGGCAUAAAAGAGUUGUAGUUUCUAAUGAAAUUUUCAUUUAAUUUCAAAAUAAGUACUACUUUUUUUGUAAAGUUUAAAAACGAAAUUGUGUUGCCACAAAUUUCAAAUAAACGCUAUAAAUCCUCUUUUCCCACUCUAAUCUUCAAAAAAUAAAAGUGGUGAUAGAAAGAAAGUGCUACUUUUGUGGUGUGCGAAAAGUCGACUUUUUUUUUCCUCCACCGUACAAAAAUCAUACAGGCGUUUUUAGAAACGCACAGCCUUGCAAUAUAGAAAAAAACGUGGAAAAAGACCCUUAGCUUCAAAAGUCUCACAAAAGUUCUUAAUGUUCCUUUAUACACCAUAGAAAGGCAUUUUUAAAUACUUGGAAAGGAAAUUAAAAAUUACGCCAAUUCCGUUUUUAAUCUGUAAACAACAGGAAGAACUGGCUCUGGCUCUGUCGGAAGGACUGCACCUUCUGCAUUGCACGCCGUCUUCGCUCUCCUCGACCCUCCAGAAUCCCGGUCUCUUCACAUUGAUACCUUUCGAACCGCCGUCCCAGAAGCGAGUUGCCGCUCUAAUUGAUCAGAGAAUGGCUGUUUCUCGAUAA
Caenorhabditis auriculariae is the source of this 1207-nucleotide messenger RNA. The record is from the annotation of a GenBank genome assembly. NCBI's taxonomy places the organism in Eukaryota, Metazoa, Nematoda, Chromadorea, Rhabditida, Rhabditidae.